UUCAACUUCAUUUCAUAUCCAAUGGGGAAAAAAACCCUAAUAAUUCGAUCAGUUCUUCAGCCAUGAUCAGAACAACCACAAUAAUGGUGGUGGCUCUUGUGUUUCUAGCCUCCAUUAUGGCGGCCUCAGCCUCUUCGGAACCCUACCUGAUCCAUCCUCUUCGACUGAAAACUCGGUUGGGUUCUUAUGGAGCUUCUCUUCAGGGAAUCAACUGUGCAAGUUGGAGACUUGGGGUCGAAGCUCAUAACAUUAUAGACUGGAAAACUGUACCCAAAGAGUGUGAAGGGUAUAUCGGGAAUUACAUGUUAGGUUUCCAGUACAGACAGGAUUCUAAAGCUGUGGCUCGUGAAGCUUAUUUGUAUGCAAGGAAGCUCAAUCUCACUGGGGAUGGUAAAGACGUUUGGGUCUUUGACAUUGAUGAGACUACGCUCUCUAAUCUUCCUCAUUAUGCUAGACAUGGCUUCGGGGUGGAGCCAUACAAUGCGACGUCGUUUAACAAGUGGGUGGAGGAAAAGAAGGCACCGGCACUUCCAGAGAGCAAGAAACUGUACGGCAAGUUGCAGAAACUGGGCAUCAAGAUCGUAUUCUUAACAGGAAGGCCUGAGUCCCAAAGGAAUGCUACAGCUUACAAUCUUCGGCUUGCCGGCUUUCGUUCCUGGGAGAAAUUGAUUCUCAAAGAUGGGUCGUAUGGAGGGAAAACGGCAGUGGAAUACAAAUCGGCAGAGAGGAAGAAGGUGGAGGAGAGUGGAUACAGAAUUGUAGGGAACAUAGGAGAUCAAUGGAGUGAUCUUCUGGGAACCAAUACCGGCAAACGUACUUUCAAGUUACCCGAUCCCCUCUACUACAUUAGUUGAUCUGACAUGUAUCGUAUCUGUAAUGUGUCUCUGUUAUUUCCAAUCAUCAUGCCAUCAUCUCUACGUACGUUCCGCAAGUUUAAUUAAUGUUUUGUGUCGCUUCACUCUGUCAUUGACCAAAAAUUGAUCAAAUAUUACGGACCAGAUGGGUUCACAAA
This is a messenger RNA of Prosopis cineraria, 1012 nucleotides long. RefSeq names its product stem 28 kDa glycoprotein-like. Gene Ontology annotation, molecular function: acid phosphatase activity. The record is from RefSeq and is a predicted model, not a curated record. The coding region runs from base 63 to 854 and encodes 263 amino acids. The transcript has 3 exons. NCBI's taxonomy places the organism in Eukaryota, Viridiplantae, Streptophyta, Magnoliopsida, Fabales, Fabaceae.